UGUCAAAACUAAAAAUGAUAUCUGUCGACAAACAAAGUCAAAACCAUUGUUAAAGCAUGGAAUACAGAAAGUAGAGGAAGUGUCUCCCAACAAAAUGAGUACGGAAACUACGGUCGCCCACCAGGGCCGUGUACAGGAAUUUGAAGUAGGGAGGGCGGAAGGUAUCUCAUGGUCGAAAAUAAACUUAUACUUCGAGACGAGACAAGUGCAUUGCGCUCGACGUAUACAGACGUGCUCAUCAAUGCAAUUUAAUUAUAGCAAAAAUUAACAGUUUUUAAUUGUGACCUAGUUUAAGACACAGAGUUUUUGUUUUGUAAUCAUUCAAGUUGUUAUUGCGAAUAUGGACAAAAAGUGACUAUCUGCAAAUAUGGAUAGUAGCCCCUCUAAUCGUGGCGGGCUACCGCAUCGCUCCUCACCAUCAGCAGCAACCACCAGAAAUCAAACUCAGGACGAAACCAUAGAGACUAUUUCUACGUCGGAAAUUCAAACGUGGAUGUCCAGCAUUGAACAGUGCCUGAAUGAGGUGUCGACCAUAGCUUCGGAGGGUAAAAUGAAUGCCGAACAAAAGCUAAGAAUUAGUAGCCUAUGUCGCAAAGUGGGACACGGAGUUUCUCAAAUGGCUGUACAAUACCAGUCAUUAAAACAUAAAGCCCUACAAAACUACGCCACCCUGCUAACUUUAAAGGAUAACGAAGGCCUCGCUACCAGUUUGAGUGAGAUCAAGCAGAAACUACACGAGACUCUGACCAAAAAAACUCAGGAAAGCGCUUCUUUUGCAGACAUGGUAAAGGGGACAAAAAGCCUUAUUCGUCCUCAAGCAACUAGCUCAGUCGCUAUAUAUCCCAGUGACAAUACCAAGACCAGUGAAGAGACCAAAAAUUUAGUACAAAAAAUAGUAUGCCCUGAAGAAAUGAAGCUAAAGGUUCGUGGACUUCGAAAAAUAAGAAACGGAGGAGUUAUAAUAAGCACGGAGACCAAGGAUGACAUCCAAAAACUGAAGCAGACAGUCGAGCGUUCUACAACUGGACUUACCGUCGAUGAACCUCAAAAACGGAAGCCCCGCAUCUUAAUUAUUGGGGUCCCUACUGAUAUGGCAGAGAAAGAGGUAUUCAAAUGUAUUUACGAACAAAAUAUAGUCGACAUACUCCCAACUUUGACCAAAGAGACCUUCUUAACCGCAGUCAAACUAAGCCAUAAGUCAGGAAAAAGGGAUGCUGACAGCUGCAACUACAUUGUUGAGGUACCGGCCAGCGUACGGAAAGCCCUAGUAAAUCAGAACAGAAUUUACAUAAACUGGACGUCAUGCCCGGUACGAGAUUUCACCCUGGUAACUCGGUGCUUCAAGUGCCAGCAGUAUGGUCAUGCAUCGAAGACCUGCAAAUCUGCCACCUCAUCUUGCGGACACUGUGGGACCGAAGGACACGCAACUCAAGAGUGCUCUUCGAAGGAAGAACCACCGAAAUGUGCAACCUGUAAGCGCUAUAAAAAACCCCACAACCAUAAGACAGGAGAUUCGGAGUGCCCAGCUAGAAAAGCCGCUGAAUACAGGUACAUCAACUCCAUAGAUUAUGAAGGCGCCUAAGAGCGCCAUUAACUAGGUUACAUUUAGCUCUAACGCAUUUUUACAAAGUACAUACUUUUAUUUUAUUUUUUAUUUUAUUUUUUACUUAUGAAUAGUUUGAUUACUGAAAUAGAUAACACUUUUUUGUCUGAAUCAAAAACAUGUGAGGUGGAAGAUUGCAAACAAUAUAUUUCCGGAUACCAUAAUCCAUUUACAGUACUAACACAAAAUAUACGUAGUAUUUGCAGGAACUUUGACAGUUUUAACAUUUUUCUUCAUAGACUAGACAUAGUUUGCGAUAUCAUAAUACUAACCGAAUGCUGGUUAUCAAAACGUCUAGACAACAUCCCUACUAUGACGGGAUACAACAUGUUCCACAGCACAACUAACCAGAAUCAAAAUGAUGGAGUCGUGGUUUACGCAAAACAAUCGCUUAUAGCAACAGUCGAAGAACAGAAUCAACAAGACUGUAACUGCCUUAUAAUAAAAAUAGGAUCAAAUAUAGCAAUAAUAGCUAUCUAUAGAUCCCCAUCAUUUAGUAAUUUGGAAUCCUUUCACCAUUUAUUAAACCAGACCUGUCAUAAUCUUUCCGCUUUUAAACAUAUCAUACUAACAGGUGACAUUAACAUAAACAUCACUGCUGAAAACUGCGAUGUAGGAAUCCAAAACUACCUUAAUUUGUGUUCAUACCAUGGGCUUCUCACUGGUCAUAUACUACCAACUCAUCAAAGUGGCUCGUGUCUCGAUCACAUGAUGAUAAAAACUAGCCUACCAUAUAUUACCCUAGUAACUAAUUCAACAAUUACCGAUCAUAAAGCCGUCCUACUAACAAUCAACUUAACGCUGCCUAAGCAAAAUCGUCCCCUGACAAAGUCCAAACUAAAUAUGCACAAACUAGAACAUGACCUGCAUAACAUUGAUUUCAGCCCAGUUUACAAUUCCAAUGACGCUAAUUUGUCUUUAUCGUAUUUAAUUAAAAAUGUCCAGCAAGCAAUAUUACAUAAUACGAACAUUAUAACAUUAAAUCGGAAGCAUUAUAAUAUUAAACCGUGGAUUACUCCGGGCCUUGUCCGAUGUAUAAGGCACAGAGACAAAUUACAUCAGAAAACCAAACGAUUCCCUGAUAAUAUAAUGCUUCUUGUAAUAUAUAAGAGGUACAGAAAUUAUUGCAACAAUCUCUUGAAAAAACUUAAAAUUGAUUACGAUAAAAGCGAAUUGCAGAAAGCAGGCAAUAACAGUAAACAGAUAUGGAAACACAUUAAAAACUUGACUUACAGUUCAAAACAACGGGAAUCCAUUUCAAGUUUACUGCUCACUAACCCAUCACCCCUAUCAUCAGCUAAUAAUGUAAAUAACUACUUCGUUAAUGUGGGGAAAUCCCUCGCUGAACCACUUCUGACACAAUCAUCUUAUCAGUCUCCCGCGCACUAUCAGACUUCUCUUAAGAGAUGUUCUAAAUCUUUAGCACUUUUGGAUACCGACGAAAGUGAAAUAGAACAAAUUAUCUCAGCACUAAAAGAUGAUAGUGCGGCCGGCUGGGAUAAUAUUAAUAAUAAAAUCCUUAAGCGCUUUAAGCACAUUUUAGUCCGACCGUUAACAUAUAUAUUUCAGAGGUGCCUCAGUGAAGGAAUUUUUCCUAAAUGCUUAAAAAAAGCAGUGAUCAUCCCUAUUUUUAAAUCUGGAUCUAGAGAUGUAGUGAAUAAUUAUAGACCAAUAUCUAUACUGCCUUCUUUGUCCAAAAUCUUAGAAAAAAUAAUAAAUAAAAGACUAGUCAGUUAUUUAGAAACGACCAACUUAUUGUCUUCUUCACAAUUCGGGUUUAGAAGCAAAUUGUCCACAGCAGAUGCGGUUCAAAAACUAACAGAUCACGUUGCACAAGAACUUGGCGAUGGAAACCAAGUCCUGACUAUCUUCCUAGACUUAGCAAAAGCUUUUGAUACCGUAUCUGUUCCUUUGCUUUUAAAUAAACUAGAGGCUUUAGGUAUAAGAGGUACACAGCUGAAACUCUUUGAAGAUUAUUUAUCCAAUAGAUCCCAAUGUGUUCGAAUAGACAAUAUAACAAGUAACGACGAAAAAACACUAAGUUUUGGAGUUCCACAAGGCAGUAUCCUAGGUCCAUCAUUAUUCCUCAUUUAUAUUAACGAUCUAUGUAAUUUAAAUGUAGGAAAUUGCAAAAUAAUAUCGUACGCCGAUGACACUGCGCUUAUUUUCACUGCAAAAACCAUUUCAGAGUUAUACGAUGUUGCACAAGCUGGUUUUAACAUUGUUCUAGACUGGCUUCGUUGUAAUUUACUAACACUGAAUACAGACAAAACAAAAUAUAUUCAGUUCAACAUGCGCAAUAUUAAAAACAAUACUAAUAAUCCUCGCUUAUAUGCACACCAAUGUAACGAUCCGUCAGUCACUUCUUGUACCUGUCCUACGAUCCUGGAAACAAAAUAUCUCAAGUAUCUUGGGGUUUUUGUUGAUAACACUCUCUCCUUCAGGCAGCAUAUUGACAGUUUGGUUGCUAGAGUUCGUAAACUAAUGUUUGUUUUCAAGCAAUUGCGCUCCAUUGCAGACACUAAAUUAGUCAAGCAAGUUUAUUUUGCUCUAUGUCAAUCAAUCCUUCAAUAUUGUAUCACCUCAUGGGGCGGAGCAUCAAAAACAAUUAUUCUCUCCCUUGAACGAGCACAAAGAGCUGUGCUAAAAGUAGCAAAUUCUCUGCCUUUCCUUUUUCCUACCAACGAGCUAUUUAGAUCCUGCGAAGUGUUGACUGUUCGUCAAAUUUACAUUCUGCACAUUGUACUAAAACAGCAUGCUACACUUACUUACAACGCUGACAUAAUUAACAAAAGACGGAACGAUAUAGUCUGCAGCUCAACCACUACCUCUAUAUAUGCAUUUUCAAAUAAAUUCUUCACGUUUUUAGGGCCCUUGUUGUACAAUAGAUUAAAUAGAAUGCUAAAUAUUUAUAAUUUGAAUUCUUUUCUGUGUAAAAAUAAUGUCUCCAAAUAUUUGCAAGGCUUGUCUUAUAUAUUAUACAUAGCGUUCAUAGAUUAUUCCAGGGCAUUCGACAGUCUCACCCAUUCAUCAAUAUUUACAGCACUACACAACCAAGACAUCCACCCCACCUACAUUAACUUGCUUCAGAACAUAUACCUCAAAAGUACCGCAGCAAUAAAACUACACAAACUCGGCCAAUCCUUCCCUAUUUCUAAGGGAGUCAAACAAGGCGACCCGCUAUCUCCGAAACUCUUCACCGCAACCCUUGAAGAGGUCUUCAAAAAACUUGCAGCGUGCUGGAGUACGAAGGGCGUUGUCGUCGGGGAGAAAAGGUUAACAAACCUCCGUUUCGCCGACGACAUAGUACUCUUCUCUUCUUCAGCAUCUGAGCUAGGCGGCAUGAUCAACGAACUCAGCGGGGCGAGCCUUGAGGUUGGACUGAAGAUGAACAUGUCGAAGACCAAACUAAUGACCAACAGUAUAAAAUAUAGGCUAGAAGUAGAUGGCGCAGAAAUAGAAUACGUCCAUGAAUACAUCUAUCUGGGCCAAAUAGUCUCUUUCCAGGCGAGACAAGAAAGAGAAGUUGCUAGACGCACCGAAAACGCCUGGAAGAGCUAUUGGUCCAUGGGGGACCUAAUGAAAGGAAACCUUCCAUUAGCACUUAAGAAGAAACUCAUGGACGUGUGUAUUCUGCCCAUCCUAACCUAUGGCGCUCAAACUUGGUCUUUGACACAACAUCAGAAGUCCAAACUCAAGGUUUGCCAGCGGGCCAUGGAGCGCAGUAUCUUAGGAGUUCGCCUGUCGGAUAGACUAAGAAACACCACGCUGCGCUCCAUGACUAAAAUCAUCGACGUUGGUCAUAAAGCCGCCAGCUUGAAGUGGAAUUGGGCUGGUCACGUCUGCCGCAUGUCGGACGAGCGGUGGGCAAAACUCACUACUGAGUGGAGCCCGCUCAACGUCCACAGACGUCGCGGCAGGCCCAAAAGGAGAUGGCGGGACGAACUCAACAGCUAUGACAAGGAUUGGCCGCAAAAAGCUUUAAACAGAGAGGAGUGGAAGGAAGGUAGGGAGGCCUUUGCCCUGCAGUGGGACGAUCAUGGCUGAAAUCUAAUCUAAAUCUAAAUCUUGUCUUAUGACCAGACCGAAGAACUGCUGACUGUAUGUAAAUAAAAUUACCUAGAGAUAUAAAUAAAAUAUCGAUGUAAGCAAUAUUACACUUAUAAUAACUUUAUGUAUAUUUUUAACUUUGUCCUAGUUUUUAGUUUUUUGAUAGUUAUUACGUAGUUGUUAAUUUGUUGCUGACCAUUACUAUAUAUUAAUAAGCAUUUUUAUGCCUGAAGCACAGGUUUUACCUAGUUCAGGCAAUUUACACAUUAGCAUUUUAUUUAGAAGUAAGCAAAUUAUUGUAAAAUUUUUGUACAAAUGGAGUAAUAAUAAACAAUUUAUUUAUU
Messenger RNA from Spodoptera frugiperda (fall armyworm), 5997 nucleotides. RefSeq lists its product as uncharacterized. NCBI's taxonomy places the organism in Eukaryota, Metazoa, Arthropoda, Insecta, Lepidoptera, Noctuidae. The record is from RefSeq and is a predicted model, not a curated record. The coding region runs from base 368 to 1582 and encodes 404 amino acids. Gene Ontology annotation, molecular function: nucleic acid binding; zinc ion binding. The transcript has a single exon.